Messenger RNA from Lactuca sativa (garden lettuce), 1074 nucleotides. The record is from RefSeq and is a predicted model, not a curated record. Lineage: Eukaryota; Viridiplantae; Streptophyta; Magnoliopsida; Asterales; Asteraceae.
AUGCCACCUCGAAAAAAUCCUAGACAUGGCGGCGCCGCAGGAGCUCCACCACCACCACCUCUACCACCCCCUCAGUUCGACCCGUCAAUGUUCCAGGCUGCCGUAACAGCCGCAGUAGCAACCACAAUGUCCCAAAUCAGCACCAAUAAUGCAGGUGGCGCGAGUAAUGGUCCCACAAAUUCUAACAACGGGGACAGUCAGGGAUGCUCGAGAGAGUGUACCUACGAAGACUUUACUAAUGCCAAACCUAAAACUUUCAAUGGGAGCAGAGGUGUCGCAGCAUUGCUUCAAUGGUUUGAGAAGACCGAAUCAGUCUUUGAAAUAUGUGCAUGCCCUGAAGCAAACAAGGUCAAGUUUGUAGCAUGCACAUUCUCUAAAAGGGCACUCACCUGGUGGAAUGGCCACGUCAAUACAUUGACACUUCUGGUGGCUAACUCGAUAACAUGGGAAGACCUGAAAACCAUGUUGAUGAAGGAGUACUUUCCAAGGGGUGAGAUACAAAAGUUGGAAGAGGAACUUUGUGGCCUCAAAAUGACAGGCUCCGACAUCCUGUCUUAUACCUCAAGAUUUAAUGAUCUAGCCAUACUGUGUCCAGGAAUGGUUCCGUCGGAAAGCAAGAAGGUCGAAAGAUACAUUUGGGGACUAUCCUCCCAACUUCAAGGAAGUGUAUUGGCCUCAAAGCCAACUACCUAUGAUGGUGCCAAAGAACUGGAACAGCAACUCAUCGACCAUAAAGCCAGUCAUGGCACUGUGACAACCACCUCCGAGCAAGCUAAAGGAGGAAACAACAAAAGGAAGUUCUGGAACAAGAAGAAGGGUCAACCUGCUCAAGACCCUGCCAACAAACAACAAGUGGUUGCUAUAAACGCCACCACAACUACUGUCAACCCAACUCCGAUAAGGCAAUACGCCGGGAACCUGCCAAAGUGCAACAAAUGCAACUUUCACCAUAAUUGCGCUUGCCGUGAAAUGCAUUGCACCAACUGUAACAAAAAGGGGCACACCGAUCGAUUUUGUAAAGCUCCAGUCCAGCAAAACGCACAAGCUGCCAACCCAGGAGCAAGUCAAACCUGA